CUCUGACCCAACCCCUGGACCRGGCCCUUUCCCUGUGGAAGCAGCUCCUGGAAGGUUCUGGAACGCCGUCCGUGCGCUGCCCCGAGCAGAGCGGGAGCUCCCUGCGCCUGCUGGGCUCGCUCUACCUGCUGCACGCUCAGCCCAUCCAAGCCCUGGAGAGUUUCCUGCUGCUGCRCUCCCUGUGCCAGAAAUUCCAGGAUUUUUCGGGAAUGUCCGGAGCCCUCAGCCAGGCCAGCGGGAUCCUCCUGCAGCUCGAGUGUCCGGCACAAGCUCAGAUUUUGCUGGAUCUGCUGGAAUCGUGCCCCGAGGACCCCGAGGUCAGUGAGGAUUCCCGGCUGCUCCUGCACCACUCGCGGCUCCUGCUCCGCAGCCACCUCUGCUCCCAGCAGGGAAAGGUGAGAAAAACGGGGAUUUCAACCCAAAAAAUAACAGGGAUUGGGAAAAAAUGGGAAUUACCAUCCCAGAAAUAA
Malurus melanocephalus (red-backed fairy wren) is the source of this 470-nucleotide messenger RNA. Its product is annotated as separin-like. Lineage: Eukaryota; Metazoa; Chordata; Aves; Passeriformes; Maluridae. The transcript has 3 exons. The annotation marks the transcript as partial. The record is from RefSeq and is a predicted model, not a curated record.